AUGGCAGAGAGGAAGGACAAUUGGGAUCCUUACAGAGUCACCCUGGAGCUUACCUGCGACUUCCGAGAUGACCGAGGCUAUGCUGGGUCCUCUACUUUAGGGUUUCCGAGGCUGUGGUUAAACCACCAGUCUAUACAGCCUAUUAGAACUGGCUUUUGUCUGGAGCCCUGCAAGGAAUCCGGGGACCUGAGGAAACACCAGUGCCAAAGCUUUUGUGAGCCUCUCUUCCCCAAGAAGAGCUACGAAUGCUUGACCAGCUGUGAGUUCCUCAAAUACAUCCUGUUGGUAAAGCAGGGGGACUGCCCGGCUCCUGAGAAAGCCAGUGGAUUUGCGGCCGCCUGUGUUGAAAGCUGCGAAGUUGACAAUGAGUGCUCUGGGGUGAAGAAAUGUUGUUCAAACGGGUGUGGACACACCUGCCAAGUACCCAAGACUCUGUACAAAGGUGUCCCCCUGAAGCCCAGAAAAGAGUUACGAUUUACAGAACUGCAGUCUGGACAGCUGGAGGUUAAGUGGUCCUCGAAAUUCAAUAUUUCUAUUGAGCCUGUGAUCUACGUGGUACAAAGAAGAUGGAAUUACGGAAUCCAUCCUAGCGAAGAUGAUGCCACUCAUUGGCAGACAGUGGCCCAGACCACAGAUGAGCGAGUUCAACUGACUGACAUAAGACCCAGCCGAUGGUACCAGUUUCGAGUGGCUGCUGUGAAUGUGCAUGGAACUCGAGGCUUCACUGCCCCCAGCAAACACUUCCGUUCUUCCAAAGAUCCAUCUGCCCCACCAGCGCCGGCUAACCUCCGAUUGGCCAACUCCACCGUCAACAGUGAUGGGAGUGUGACCAUCACUAUAGUUUGGGAUCUCCCUGAGGAGCCAGACAUCCCUGUGCAUCACUACAAGGUCUUUUGGAGCUGGACGGUCAGCAGUAAGUCUCUUGUCCCAACGAAGAAGAAGCGGAGAAAGACUACGGAUGGGUUUCAAAAUUCUGUGACCCUGGAGAAACUCCAGCCAGACUGUGACUAUGUUGUGGAAUUACAAGCCAUAACGUACUGGGGACAGACACGGCUGAAGAGUGCGAAGGUGUCCCUUCACUUCACAUCCACACAUGCAACCAACAAAGAACAGCUUGCGAAAACUAGAAAAGGUGGAAUUCAAACACAACUCCCUUUUCAAAGACGACGACCCACUCGCCCGCUGGAAGUUGGAGCUCCCUUCUAUCAGGAUGGCCAACUGCAAGUUAAAGUCUACUGGAAGAAAACAGAAGAUCCUACUGUCAACCGAUAUCAUGUGCGGUGGUUUCCUGAAGUGUGUGCCCACAACAGAACAACCGGAUCAGAGGCAUCAUCUGGCAUGACCCACGAAAAUUAUAUAAUUCUUCAAGAUCUGUCAUUUUCCUGUAAGUAUAAGGUGACUGUCCAAGCAAUACGGCCAAAAGGUCACUCCAAGGCAGAGGCCACUUUCUUCACUACUCCACCAUGCUCCGCUCUUAAGGGGAAGAGCCACAAACCCGUUGGCUGCCCUGGCGAAGCAGGUCAUGUUCUUUCUAAGGUGCUAGCUAAGCCUGAGAACCUUUCUGCUUCAUUCAUCGUCCAGGAUGUGAACAUCACGGGCCACUUUUCUUGGAAGAUGGCCAAGGCCAAUCUCUAUCAGCCCAUGACUGGAUUUCAAGUGACUUGGGCUGAGGUCACUACGGAAAGCAGACAGAACAGUCUACCCAACAGCAUUAUUUCACAGUCCCAGAUCCUGCCUUCCGAUCACUAUGUCCUAACAGUGCCCAAUCUAAGACCGUCUACUCUUUACCGACUGGAAGUGCAAGUGCUGACCCCAGGAGGGGAGGGGCCAGCCACCAUCAAGACGUUCCGGACGCCGGAGCUCCCACCCUCUUCAGCGCACAGAUCUCAUCUUAAGCAUCGUCAUCCACAUCAUUACAAGCCUUCUCCAGAAAGAUACUAAACUGUUCAAAAAGAUUUUUUGAAAUUGGGCAGAUGUGUAAGCUUGUUGAACUUCGGCCACGAGACAUGCACACUUCCAGAGGCAGUGGGAACUGCUCAGAGGCCCGUACUCUCCUAUGUGACUUUAGUGCAGGAAGAACUUCUGUCAAUCACGGAUGCAUCUGGAGCCAAGUGAGAAACAGUAGAUUGGUGAAGACAGACACCAGUUCCCUACAAGCUUGGAGAAAAUGAAGAAUAGGCCUGUUUAAUGCUAAAUUUUGUUUUCAAGUAUGGUGUCGCUCAUUUCUAUUGAAUUACAACAGAACUCAGUUUUCCCUGAAUUUGGAGUACCAAACUCUGCCCCAAAAAGGAGAGUAACAAAUACACAAUUCACACAUAACACUAAGCAUAAAUCUAAUCAAUAAAAUAUAUUUUUCACAAAAUUAUUGAUUCAAUAUGAAAAAUCAACUAAGAUUAUACAGCUUUGUUUAUUCAAAUCUUUCCUAAGAUCAUUUUUAUCCUAGGUGAUUUUUAAAUGAAAAUGUGUAAUCUAAAAUAUACCAACGAAUUUAAAUCUAAAAAUACUUCUACUUUAAGUACCUUAUGCUGCUCUUUACGCAAAGGUAAAUGAAAGUUCCCUCUAUAAAUUAUGAUUUACAAAAGACACCCAAGCCAGAGGAACUCAAUGAAAUAAGCUGCUAACCAGAUUUUACCUUGGAGAAAUGAAAAUUAUUUCUUGGGGAUGCCUUUUAAUAUUUGAUCGUAUUAUGUGAGAGAUUUUCCUGAUAUGUUAUCUUAUUUAUAUUUUCCCUUAUUUUCCGCAAUGUGGAUAACAGCUUUUGGUGCACUUUUGUUUCACCAUCUGAAAAUUCACAAAACUCCUUGCUUCAAAUGAAGAAAUCCCAACUAUUGAGCAUGUUUAAAUCUUUGCAGAGAUUUGCCUUUUCUUAAGCAAAGAAAGGUAUUUGUAUGCCAGAAUAUUCUUGGUAAUGUUUAAAAAAGGCCUUUGAUUGAUAGAGAAGGACAGUUACUUGCGUUUAACACCCAUAUGCUUUCAAAUCUAUUAUAUCUUACUUUUUGGAAAAUUUUUUAUGCUACAAAUUAGUGCCUGGUAGCAUGAACUUAAGUCAAAACGUGUUUUCACUAUGGAGUGUUACAGUGUAUGUUGUAACAACCUAAAACGCAGAGAUGUUUAAUUUAAUACCGUUUUUUUCCUUGAAGAAAUACUCACAUACAUGGUUUGAAAUGUGCAUAAAUAUGCAUGUCUAUAUAAUUAUAAAUGCAUGUGUAUAUAUAUGCAAAUAUAUGUACAUAUACAUAUAUAUACACACAGACACAUGCAUAUACAUGAAUAUACCUUGAGCAUGAAUCCCUGAAGAAAUCGUUUUCAUAGCUCACCAAUAGUGAGUAAAGAUACAGCUCUUUUAAAGGUCAUAAGGAUAAUAUAUUUUCCCCAUCAGUGCUGAUUCUGAGAAAAGAGCAAUUUAUCAAAAUUGAACACUGUCAAAGAAAGGUGUCCACAUGUCUUCACCUACCUAAGUAAAACAGGAAGAAAAUCAGUAACAUUAUCCUUAGGUUUUGACAAUGGUGCUUGCUUCUUGUUGUCCUGCUGUUUCCUGAACUCAUGCAGAUGCCUGGCCAUUCCUGGGAAGAGUGGAUAACUCAGAAGUCAUUGACUCCACGGCUUCACUGCAGUGUCUAAAGGCCGAGGCAAAUUAAAAUGCAGAGAAAAUACUUUUCCGAUGUUGAUGCAUGUCUUUAGGAAACACAUUUAUAAACAAGGAUACCUGAUAAUAGAUACUGAAACCUGUUUCCUGUGUGUUAAACUAUUUUUAAAGUGGAUAUUCCAGGAAUGUUUUGCAGCUUUGUACAAGUAACAUAAAUUGGACACCUGAUAAUGAAAGUUCAUGUUGGUUCGGAAUGGUUUUCUGCAGCUCCUGUCACAGGUUGGGAUGGAUUUAUCACAUUGAGUCGUGAAAUUACCUGGUUCUAAGAAUUUUUGAAUGGCGAAAAUAGAAAACAGUCUUCAUUUGAAAACAUCCCUAAGCUUGAAUAAAUGGAUACCAUAGAUAGCUUCUCUAAAACUAUGUUUUAUUCUGGUGUCAUCACCAGCAUCUGAAUUUCAAGUUCUUAAAAUUUCAAAAAUUAAAAUUUUUCAUUAUCAGCUAUCCAUUUAUCUUUUACAUGAACUUGUCAUGAACAAAUCCAAAUGUUUAUGCCAGCAAAUUUUUGUACUGUUACAUAAAAAUGCUGGAAGUCUAUACAUAGAUACAAAAUAUUAUUAAAUUAGUACAUAAAUUUAAUUUUAUAAAAUUUAAUCAUGCUUCUUUUGUCUGGGUAAUAGACAUUGUACAGAUAUUUUUAGUUCAGAUGGUGAUUCUGAAACUUACAUCUCCCUUAAAAAAAUCUAAAGCAGCUCUUAUGGGCUUCUAGUUUUGAUAUAAAUAAAUAAUUUAAAUUUUAUUGGUGUUAUUGGAAGAAAAAUGCUAUUAAUGGGCUAAUAAAAAACAUGUGUUUCUCUUGUGGAUUUUAAUAAGCUCCAAUAUUAUUCAAUGAUCAAAAAUAUAGUUACAAUUUUUUGAAUUUUAAAAAUGUGAUUGCUCUAAUAAAGGAUAAAAUCUAUGUUUUUUAACAAACAUAGUUUUGGUGCCUAAUUCUGUAAUAUGUUUUAUUGAAAUUAGAUUCAUUUAUUUAAUGUGAGAAAAAUAUAUCCAGUAAUAGUAUUGAAACUUUAAAAAAUUGAGCUCAUCAAAAAUAUUGUCAUCAAAUAUAGGUGGUUAAUUUGAUAUACAUUGCAGUUACAUGCAUUAUUUUUAUUUACAACAUUUGCUCCUUAAUGAUGAAUUUAUCUGUGUUACCCUGUUUUUCUACCUGGAACUCCAUAGAAUGAUGUUUGCAAACCAACGUGAUCUUUUCAGUCAUUCACUGUUUUAAUAUGGCAUGGUAGAGAAGAUAAAGUUUAUGGCAGGUAAUUUUUUGUAAUGUGUAUUAAACGAAGUUCAAAGAUUAGAAAUACAUCUGUGUCCUGAAAACCUUAGAUACAUAGCCGACUAUAUACAGAGGUUCAUCUCAACCUCAACACUAUUGACUUUUGGGGCUGGAUAGUUCUCUGUUAUGGGGGUUUGUCUUGUGCACUGUAGGUUUUUAGUAGCAUCCACACUUUCUCCUCACCAGAUGCCAGUUGCACCCUCCCCCAAGUUGAGACAACCAAAAAUGUCUCCAGAUAUUGCCAGCUACCCCUUGAGGGACGGCACCUCUGGUUGAGAACCGUUGCUAGAGAAUGAUCUUUACUGAAUAGAUGAGAAUUUGCCCUUCAUAAGAAACCUGGUAAAUUUCUAGAGCAAGUCCCAAAAACUAAGGGACAGCUAAGAAGUUAUUAUGGUUAACUUCAAAGGCCUAAACUGUGUCUUUUAUGUCCACUAAACGACUUGAUUAAAAGACAGGAUUUUGACUUGUGUCUGUAUCAUACAAGUACAAAUACUAAUUUUGCCCUAUGUAUCCGUAAAUGUCAUUUGUGAUAUUGACUUAUUUAUUUAAUGCUCUUUCUUAUGCCGUGGGUUUUCAAGUUUACUCAUUUCUAUGGUUGCAAAUAACUCUAAAACUUAUUAUAUAAACUUUCAUAUUAUAGGCAGAACACAAUGGCUAAAUAUCUGUUGCAUGUACUUUAAAGUUUAUUAUAAGAUAUAAACAGAUCUGUAAAGAUGUUGACUCCUACCUGUGAUUUUGCAUGCCCAGACUCAGUGUCAGGUACGGAGAGGAUUCUCAUGACUGUCUUACCUCUACUGAAUAUUUUAGUGAGUUAUAUGAUUUACGGAGUGAUUAACAGAGGUCUAUAUAAAAUUAUUUUCCCCCUUUACUUAAUUAUAUUGUAGUGUGCAGAUAACAAAACUGCUACCUUCUCAUCCAAGUGGUCUGUAGAAUUCAUGUCCCUUACAGUGGUCAUUUAAAGUCAAUAUUUAUUUAUGUAUGUAAUAAAAAAAGUUGGAUUUUUGUGUAUGUCUGUCAUGUUAUUUAGAGCGAAGUAAUCUUGUAAAAAUGUUUUGUAAAAAACAAAAAAGUAUUGUAAAUAGUCUUGAUAUUCUGUGACUCAUUAUUUUCAUGUUAGAGUUUGUACAUACUGGUUCAAUAAUAAAGUAUCCUUAAACCAGA
This is a messenger RNA of Mandrillus leucophaeus (drill), 6068 nucleotides long. RefSeq names its product anosmin-1. Gene Ontology annotation, biological process: neuron differentiation. The coding region runs from base 1 to 1941 and encodes 646 amino acids. Gene Ontology annotation, cellular component: cell surface; extracellular region. Gene Ontology annotation, molecular function: protein binding; peptidase inhibitor activity. The transcript has 13 exons. The record is from RefSeq and is a predicted model, not a curated record. Lineage: Eukaryota; Metazoa; Chordata; Mammalia; Primates; Cercopithecidae.